AUGUAUUUAUUUAGAGAUUUCGACGCCCUUAUCGUGCGCAGCGCCACAACUGUGACGGAGGAGUUAAUUAGCCGAGGAACUAAACUCAAAGUCAUCGGGCGGGCUGGAGUUGGCGUCGACAACAUUUGCCUCGAGGCGGCCUCCGCCCGAGGCAUUUAUGUUGUCAAUUCCCCACAGGGCAACACCAUAGCAGCAGCAGAGCUGGCGCUGGGGCUGAUGCUGGCUCUUUCUCGGAAAUUGACUUUGGCGGAUUUGUCUGUCUCCGAAGGCAAAUGGGAGCGCAGCAAAUUCAAAGGGGCUCAACUCCACAGAAAAACCAUCGGCAUUGUUGGCCUGGGACAGGCGCGCCUAGGGUUUAGGGUGGGCUCGUACAUUGCCCGCGUCUGCGGCUGCAUGGAAAUGAGGGUUUUGGCCUUCGACCCUUUCGUAAACGAGGCCAAGGCCAAGUCCCUGGGAGUCCACAUAGUCUCUUUUGAAGAACUUCUUGCGAAGAGGGGCGUGGUGGACGAGGAGGCGGUGGCAGCAGCAGUUGCUGCGGGGCGUUUGGGGGGCGCAGCAUUAGAUGUGUUUGAAGUGGAAGCAGCUUUAGCAGCAAACUGUUCUCUUCUUGCUGCUAAGAGAAAAGGAGCCAAUCUCAUUCUCACUCCCCACAUUGGCGCCAGCACGCAAGAGGCCCAAGUUAACGUCUCUGUAGAUGUGGCGAUGCAAAUCAAAGAAAUCCUCAAAGGGCAUCUCCCAACUGCUGCAGUCAAUCUCCCAAGCAUCCGCAUUAGUGAUGUCUCGAAAGUCACCAAAUAUAUUCAGCAUGCAGAAAUGCUCGGGCGCCUGGCGAGCCAGCUGUUGAUACACCCCAUGGACAGCUUGCGGCUGAAGGUUUCGGGAGAUUUGGAAAAUGAACAACUUGAUGUGCUGCUGCUGGCAGUGGCCCAGCAGCAGCAGCAGCAGCAGCAGCAGCAGCAGCAGCAGCAGCAGCAGCAGCAGCAGCAGCAGCAGCGGUAA
This is a messenger RNA of Eimeria necatrix, 999 nucleotides long. RefSeq names its product D-3-phosphoglycerate dehydrogenase, putative. Gene Ontology annotation, molecular function: NAD binding; oxidoreductase activity, acting on the CH-OH group of donors, NAD or NADP as acceptor. The record is from RefSeq and is a predicted model, not a curated record. Bases 1 to 999 code for a protein of 332 amino acids. The transcript is spliced from 10 exons. NCBI's taxonomy places the organism in Eukaryota, Apicomplexa, Conoidasida, Eucoccidiorida, Eimeriidae.